Messenger RNA from Hyaloperonospora brassicae, 1950 nucleotides. Lineage: Eukaryota; Oomycota; Peronosporomycetes; Peronosporales; Peronosporaceae. The record is from the annotation of a GenBank genome assembly.
AUGGCCGCCCGUGACGUGCUUCCCCUAACCGCGGCGACGGUCGUCACGCGCGCGGACCCGCGCGUGGCCGCCCUGUCCCACGUCACCGCCACCAUCAGCGCGUUCCUCGACGCGUCGACGCAGUGGACGCUGCCGACCGCCUGCGGCUUUGCGGGCCACUGCCCCCACAGUGCGCUCCGUCUCGUGCAACGCGUUGCAACGCGCGACGCGCUCCGUGUCGCACGGGCCCACCGCCUGUUGGCGCAGCAGUGCGAACAGUCGCCGCCGUGUGUCGGCCAGCGGCGCGUGGCGGCGGCCGCACGCGUUGUGUGCGAACAGACGGACCGCUUUUUUCGGCAAAAGUGCUUUACCUGCGGCAUGGCCCGCGCCGCAGCGAGAGGGGACGUGCCCGUACUGCAGUGGCUCGUGACGCACUUUCCCGGCUGCUACGUGACGCUCGCGGUCGAAGCCGCGGCGAAGAACGGACAGCUGCACGUGCUGCAGUGGCUCCACGAGCAGAGCAGGUGGGGCAGUGCGGUUGGACCGCACAAGCGGCGCCCGACAUUGCGCGCGUUGAGUGUCUUUUGGGGCGCAAAAGAGCUCUACUACGCCGGCCAAGAGGGCCACUUGCACGUGGUCCAGUGGCUCCAGGCGCACACGAACCCCAUGCCGACGCACAUGUUUUUCGUCACGCUGGAGGCAGCGGCACGGAACGGCGAUCUCGCUAUGGUCCAGUGGCUGUGCGACGUGCGGGGAGAGUGGUCACCUCACGCCGCUAUGCUGGCGGCAAGCGGCGGCCACUUGGACGUGCUGCAGUGGCUGCGGAGCCACAUGUUUUGCUCGUCGCCGUCGGCGUCGAUGGACGACGCGGCUGCCAAUGGCCAUCUGGAUGUGCUCCAGUGGCUACAGCGCAAUGCUGGGUACGCGACGGUCACGGCAAUGGACAAGGCAGCUGGCAACGGACAUUUCGAGAUUGUCCAGUGGCUGCAAGCGACUCGACAAGAGGGCUGUUCGACCGCAGCAAUGGAUGUGGCUGCGGCAAAUGGUCACUUUGAGAUUGUCGAGUGGCUCCACUUGCACCGUCGUGAGGGGUGCACGAAGGCAGCAAUGGACGAAGCAGCGACGAAUGGACAUUUUGCGAUUGUAAAGUUCCUGCAUGCGAACCGAAACGAGGGCUGCUCGCAGGGGGCGAUGGAUGGAGCUGCUAUGAACGGCCACUUGAUGGUGGUGGAGUGGCUGCAUCGAAACGAGAACGAGGGCUGCACGACAGCAGCGAUGGAUGGUGCGGCACGUGCAAAUCACCUUAUGGUUGUGCAGUGGCUGCACGCAAACCGAAAAGAGGGAUGCACGGUUGCAGCAAUGAGUCUGGCAGCUCGCAACGGGCAUUUGGAGGUCGUGCAGUGGCUCCACAGUCAUCGUAACGAAGGAUGCACGAGCGAUGCGAUGGACGAGGCCGCAGCGCACGGUCAUUUGCACGUCGUUCAGUGGCUUCACAGUCAUCGAAGAGAGGGCUGUACGUUCAACGCAAUGGACCGCGCCGCUAGUGGCGGUCAUCUUGAUGUUGUGCAGUGGCUUCACAAGAACCGAGCAGAGGGCUGCACGACCGAGGCGAUGGAUAGCGCUGCUGGCAGAGGUCAUUUGGACGUUGUGCAAUGGCUGAACGACAACCGAGGUGAAGGGUGUACCGGGGCAGCAAUGGACCGAGCUGCUUCGAAUGGCCACUUCCGAGUCCUAUUGUUCUUGCGAAGCGCACGAUCGGAAGGCUGUACGUCCAAGGCGUUUGUCAAUGCAACAACGGCAGACGAACUGGAAAUCCUGCAGUGGCUGUUCGAGCACUACCGCGACCAGUACGGGCACGAUCGUCUCCAGCUUUUUGGGCUGGGUAAGUUUUGCACCCUCCAGUGGCUCAAGCAGGAGUCGCUUCUCGAAGAUUUGCCUGAGAGUGAGCGGCACGUGUACCAGGCGGUAUGA